AUGUUGUUCAAGAGAUUAAUUUUACCAUUUUUAGUUUCUGCGGUUAUUGCUGAAGAAGAAUACAACCCAGAAUUUGAUACUACCAUUAUCAGUACUAUUACAAUUACUAGAACUUUGUAUACACCAGAAGAAUCCUUUAGUUUACUUUCAGUUGCUUCAGUUGAAUCUGAAUUAUCAGUUGCUUCUGAAGCUUCUGUAGCUUCAGUUAUUGCUGCUUCUAUAGCUUCCGAAAGUUCAGCCAGUGUUGCUAGUAUUGCAAGUGUUGAAUCUGAAUUGGCUCUUGCUAGAGCCACUGAAAUUAAAGAAGUUCUUGAAUUUGGUUAUAAUAAUACUAUUUCAAAUUCAACUUUUGAAAAUUCUUCAAGUACUGUUAUUACUACAACUUCUACUUCAACGAGAUCUGGUCCAAUUACUUCAACUAGACGUACUUCAACUACUCGUAGUUCAGUAUCUACAUCUUCUGUGGAAUCAACUGAAUCUUUAUCAAGUUCAGUUUCUUCUCAAGGUGGUGCAAUGGGUACUUAUUCUUAUCCAAUGUUAUCUGCUGGUAUUCUUGCUUUUAUUGCUGCUUUAUUAUAA
This is a messenger RNA of Candida tropicalis MYA-3404, 579 nucleotides long. RefSeq names its product Pga34p (gene PGA34). Bases 1 to 579 code for a protein of 192 amino acids. The transcript has a single exon. The record is from RefSeq and is a predicted model, not a curated record. NCBI's taxonomy places the organism in Eukaryota, Fungi, Ascomycota, Pichiomycetes, Serinales, Debaryomycetaceae.